GGGGCCACAGAGGAGGUGGCUUGUAGGGUUGGCGGGCGGAGUCUGCGCCAUUUCAGCUCUGAGCUGGGGCUGGCACGGUCGCAUCUCGAUCGCUCUCUUGCUCCCUCGCUGCCUGGGCGCCGCCUCCUCUUCCUUCUCCUCCUUCUCCACCACUCUCUCUCCUCCUCCUUUCCGUUUUUCCCCGCUGCUGCCCGGCCGCUGCCGUCGAGUCUCCCGGACCGCCAUGGCGAACCUCAGCCCCAGCAUCGUGAUUGAUGAUGAUGAACCAGGCUAUGACCUGGACUUAUUUUGCAUCCCUAAGCACUACGCUCAAGAUUUGGAGAAAGUAUUCAUUCCUCAUGGACUUAUCAUGGACAGGACUGAACGUUUGGCCCGAGAUGUGAUGAAGGAGAUGGGAGGCCACCAUAUCGUUGCCCUCUGUGUCCUCAAGGGUGGCUAUAAAUUCUUUGCUGAUUUACUGGAUUAUAUCAAAGCACUGAACAGGAAUAGUGAUAAAUCAAUUCCUAUGACAGUAGAUUUUAUCAGAUUGAAGAGCUACUGUAAUCCCACGGAAGACAGAGCCCAGCAGCUCCCUGUUGCGCACCCAUCCCCGAUUGCCCGCUGUCUUUCGUACAACUGCCCCACCCAGAACACGGAUAUGGAUGUGAACCACAUCCGGGCACAGAGCUUCCUCUUCGGGUGUGAGCUCAAGGCAGAUAAAGAUUUCCACUUCAAGGUGAUAAACGAGCAGAUCGAGCACCAGCUUUCACUGAGAACAGUGAGCUUGGGAGCCAGUGCCAAGGAUGAAUUGCAUGUUGUUGAAGCGGAAGCCCUGAAUUUCGAAGGCAGCCCGACUACGGUCACCCUGGCAUCGCUGAAAUUGUCUGUGCAGCCCACAGUUUCGCUUGGUGGCUUUGAGAUUACUCCACCAGUAGUUCUGCGUCUGAAAUGUGGUUCCGGGCCUGUGUACAUUAGUGGCCAGCACCUAGUCGCGCUAGAGGAAGAUGUAGAAGAAAAUAACGUGAAAGCUGUCAAUCUGCCUGCCAAGCGAGCUGCUUCUGAAAUUGAUAACAAGAUUCCCCAAAAAAAGGUAAAGCUAUCUGAGGAAGAGGAGGAAGAGGAAGAGGAAGAAGAGGACGAGGAAGAAGAGGAAGAAGAUGAUGAUGAGGCAGAGGAUGAGGAGGAGAUUGAAGAGGUGGAUGAAGAGGAGGAGGAGGUAGAGGUGGAAGAAGAGGAAGAGGAGGAGGUAGAGGAGAUAGAGGAAGAGGAGGAGGAAGAAGAGGAAGAAGGAGAAGAAGAAGAGGAGGAGGAAGAAGGAGAAGAAGAAGAGGAGGAGGGGGAGGAGGAAGAAGAAGAGGAGGAGGAGGGGGAGGAGGAAGAAGAAGAGGAGGAAAUUGAAAAUAACGAUCCCAUAGAGAUCAAGUCUGAUCCUGAUAGUCCAGCACAGAAUGGGCAAACACCCAACAUGGAGGAGGAAACAGAUUCAGAACCAGUUACACCCAAAUCAAAAAGCCAGGAGUCCUUCGAAACUGAGGAAAAGAUUACCCCAAGUCCCCAAGAAUCUAGCUCUCCUGAGGAUAUUAAAGAAAACAUUCAGAAUGACCAGUCAACAGGAGACAUCAAAGUGAUUGGUGGAGAUGAUCUCUCAACUUUAACUGGAAAGAAUGUCCUGAUUGUUGAAGAUAUAAUUGACACGGGGAAAACGAUGCAGACAUUGCUUUCCCUGGUCAAGCAGUAUAAUCCAAAGAUGGUGAAAGUAGCCAGCUUGCUGGUGAAGAGGACCCCUCGCAGCGUAGGAUACAGACCUGACUUUGUUGGAUUCGAAAUUCCAGACAAAUUUGUCGUUGGAUAUGCCCUUGACUACAACGAAUACUUCAGGGACUUAAACCAUGUCUGUGUCAUUAGCGAGACUGGCAAAGACAAGUACAAAGCAUGAGAUGCAACUUGGUGUGCAGAGAAGCUUUGAAACACUGUGGGGAAACCCAUCAACUUCACCUCUGGACCACCAGCUAAAUUGUCCAAUGUUUCAGCCCUGUGACCAUCUGCUUAUUAGAGCUUUUGCAUGUACUGUAUCUUGUCUGUUUUAUAUUUUAGGAAUGUCAGACAGUUGCUGCAGUUCUGAUUGCUGUUUCAUUUGCACUACAAAACUGAAAGAGACUAUCACUACCCCCUGGGUGGGUUGUUUUGCUUGAAUUGCUGUUUGACUUAUGAAUGGGAAAUUACUUAAACCACACCGACACUGAAUUGAAAUAGCUAAAGUAUUGUGAAUGUAAGAGAUGUUUAAAGAGGAUAUAUUGAUUUUUUAAAUUGGUAAUUUAAUUUUAUAUGUUAACGAAAAUGCAGAGAAGUGAUUGAAUAUUGUUAGUUAACACCUUUUUGGUGUCAAAGAGGGAGCAGUCAAUUUCAAUAUCUGUUCCAGUUCUGUUACAGAAUCCAAGAGGUUUGAUUAUUUUAUGAUAACCCUAUCUUAUCUCCUCCUGGAAUUACAUUAUUAUUUCAAGAAUUUUGGUUGUUGCUAAGAAUUAAAAUGAAAGCAAAUAGUUAAUUUUAUGGAGAUGGGCAAUAGAAAGAAAAGCAAAAAAAAAAAAGUUCAUUGAGCUGUCUGUCCCACUCUUACAGAUCAUUUCCUUUCUGUGCUCGCCAGUCAAAAGUAGUUUUCUUUUAAAAUAAAUUGACAUUCUGGACAUUUUACUUUUGAAAUCUAUAAUGCAAAAUGCUUAAAAUAAAGGCUGUCUCUUUAAAAAGAAAAAAGAA
Messenger RNA from Monodelphis domestica (gray short-tailed opossum), 2733 nucleotides. RefSeq names its product hypoxanthine phosphoribosyltransferase 1 (gene HPRT1). The record is from RefSeq and is a predicted model, not a curated record. Gene Ontology annotation, biological process: IMP salvage; purine ribonucleoside salvage; guanine salvage. NCBI's taxonomy places the organism in Eukaryota, Metazoa, Chordata, Mammalia, Didelphimorphia, Didelphidae. Gene Ontology annotation, molecular function: magnesium ion binding; hypoxanthine phosphoribosyltransferase activity. Gene Ontology annotation, cellular component: cytosol.